GACAUCGACUGCUCUCAAAUAAUGAGGACCCUUUUGUUGUCCUAUGCCAGAAGCUAUAAGGCUUUUCACAGACUGCAGCACAGCCCAUGUUGUCUGACACAGAAGAGGUUCACUGUGUUGAGAUGCAUGAGCUCACAUGUCUGCAGAGAAGACAGGAGUUACUACAUUACAACUCCCAUUUUCUACGUCAAUGCUUCUCCUCAUUUAGGCCACCUGUAUUCAGCUGCGAUUGCUGACUGCCUACACAGAUACAAACUACUGAAGGGGUUCAACUCUAAGUUUGCAACAGGUACAGAUGAGCAUGGUUUGAAAAUCCAACAAGCCGCUGAAGCUGCAGGAAAAGACCCCCUGCAGUUCUGCACUGAUGUCUCUCUGAGAUUCAAACAUCUCUUCAGCAGCUGCAGUAUUUCGUAUACAGACUACAUAAGAACCACCGAGCUGAGACACAGAGAGGCAGUGGAGCAUUUCUGGUCAGUACUCUGGAACAAAGGUCUCAUCUACAAAGGGAGCUAUGAAGGCUGGUACUCCACCCAAGAUGAAAGCUUCCUCACACCAUCGCAGGUGGGAGACGCUUUUGACUCAUCAGGGAAGGAGAUCAAGGUGUCGCUGGAGAGUGGCCAUAAGGUGGAUUGGAUGAUGGAGGAGAACUACAUGUUCCGUCUGUCUGCGUUUCAGUCCCAGCUUCUGGACUGGCUCAGGGGAAAUCCUUGCGCCAUACAGCCUGAACGAUUCUACCACGCCGUUCUCCAGUGGCUGCAGUCGGACCUUCCCGACCUCUCAGUGUCCCGUCAGAGAAACCGCCUCCAGUGGGGCAUCCCUGUGCCUGGUGACCUCGAACAAACCAUCUAUGUGUGGCUGGACGCUCUGGUGAACUACCUCACAGUUGCCGGCUAUCCAGAGACGCAUGACAAAUGGUGGAGCGUUGCCCAUCACAUUGUUGGAAAGGACAUUUUAAAGUUUCAUGCCAUCUACUGGCCGUCUUUUCUCCUCGGGGCGGGGCUGCCACUGCCAAAGACAAUAUAUGUCCACUCUCACUGGACCGUCGGAGGGAAGAAGAUGUCUAAAAGUUUGGGUAAUGUGGUGGAUCCUAUUGAACGCUCUCAGAUGUUCACAACUGAUGGCAUGAGGUACUUUCUUUUGCGUCAAGGUGUCCCAGACGCAGACUGCGAUUACACAGAUGACAAAGUGAGGAAGCUUCUGAAUGCAGAGCUCGCUGACUCUCUUGGUGGUCUUCUUAACCGAUGCACAGCUCCAGCUCUUAACCCAGGUCAGGCCUACCCGUCGUUCUGCUCUCAGUCCUUCCCCAGAGAUCAAGGAGGCCGGGCAGUAGCUGAAGACUACCACAUGCUGGAUGCUGUAAAGAAUCUCCCAUCUGUUGUAGAAGAGCACUAUGAGAGCAUGCAUGUAUACAAAGCUCUGGAGGCCAUCAUUGCCUGUGUGAGGCAGACCAAUGGAUUCAUUCAGCGCCACAAACCCUGGAAUCUGGACCGGGGGAAGACUAAAGACCAGCAAUGGCUAGAAACCGUUAUCCACGUCACACUUGAGUGCCUGAGGAUUUAUGGCACUCUCCUCCAACCAGUUGUACCAGAGAUUUCAAACAAACUGCUCUCCAGAAUCGGGGUGCAACCUGGCGAAAGGAGCUGGGGAAACACUGACUUCCUGCCAAAAUUUCAGGGAAAGGACUGUCCAUUUGAAGGAAGAGCGCUAGGAUCUGACUUUGGAGUGCUUUUUAGUCGCUUGGAAAGUCCAAAUGCAGAUAAACAAAAACCAAAGCCGACAAAAAAGGCAGCAAGAUCAAAAUGAGGAAAUGUUUUACUGCUUCCUGUACACAGAUGAAAAAAUAAAAAUAAAAGGCUUCUGGCUGUUUUCACUUAA
Labrus mixtus (cuckoo wrasse) is the source of this 1875-nucleotide messenger RNA. RefSeq names its product methionyl-tRNA synthetase 2, mitochondrial (gene mars2). NCBI's taxonomy places the organism in Eukaryota, Metazoa, Chordata, Actinopteri, Labriformes, Labridae. Gene Ontology annotation, biological process: methionyl-tRNA aminoacylation. Bases 22 to 1803 code for a protein of 593 amino acids. The transcript is spliced from 3 exons. Gene Ontology annotation, molecular function: methionine-tRNA ligase activity; ATP binding. The record is from RefSeq and is a predicted model, not a curated record.